Onychostruthus taczanowskii (white-rumped snowfinch) is the source of this 1294-nucleotide messenger RNA. RefSeq names its product methyltransferase like 6 (gene METTL6). The coding region runs from base 129 to 1007 and encodes 292 amino acids. NCBI's taxonomy places the organism in Eukaryota, Metazoa, Chordata, Aves, Passeriformes, Passeridae. The transcript has 6 exons. The record is from RefSeq and is a predicted model, not a curated record.
GAACCCUCUCCGGGGCUGGCGGCGGAGCCUUGCUUAUUUUACCUAAGUUAAGUGAUGGAACCAUACACUAAAGAAAAAAAAAUCAUCCUUGGGUCUUUGGUGUUCAUGUUUGUGUAAAAGAAUCUAGGAUGUUCCAAGAAAAGGCGUCAGCAAAUUGCUUAAAUAUAGUAACAACAUCUCCUGAAGAUGGUGCUUUCCAAAAAAAAGGCCAUAGUGCUCGAGUCCUUAGCCCAGAAGAAGUGGAAAAACUGGCAAAAGAUCGGGUUUUGGUGUCUGAGUUCAAACAACUAAAACUGGAGAAAGAGGCACAGAAGAACUGGGAUCUAUUUUACAAAAGAAACAGCACCAAUUUCUUCAAAGACAGACAUUGGACAACCAGAGAGUUUCAAGAGUUAAAGGCAUGUCGUGAGUUUGCAGAUCAAAAACUGACCAUUCUGGAAGCAGGCUGUGGGGUUGGGAACUGCUUGUUUCCACUCUUAGAAGAAGAUAAGAAUAUUUUUGCAUAUGCCUGUGAUUUCUCUCCUAGAGCUGUGGAGUAUGUGAAGAAAAAUGCCUUAUAUAGUACAGAAAGGUGUAAAGUGUUCCAGUGUGAUCUUACCAAAGAUGAUCUUCUAGACAAUAUACCAGCAGAUUCCGUGGAUGUUGUCACACUUAUAUUUGUGCUUUCUGCCAUUCAUCCUGACAAAAUGCAUCUUGUCCUGAGGAAUAUUUACAAGGUAUUAAAACCAGGCAAGUGUGUCCUGUUCCGAGACUAUGGCCUGUAUGAUCAUGCAAUGCUCAGGUUUAAAUCAGGCAGCAAACUUGGGGAAAACUUUUAUGUCAGACAAGAUGGGACAAGAUCGUAUUUUUUUACUGCAGAGUUCUUAUCUCAGCUUUUCAGGGCUGAGGGAUAUGAGCAAGUGGUCAAUGAAUAUGUGCAGCGAGAAACUGUGAAUAGGAAAGAAGACUUGCGUGUUCCAAGAGUUUUUCUUCAAAGCAAAUUUCAAAAACCUUCAAGUGAGACAUAAGUUCCUGCUGAUCAGCAACAGCAUUGCUUGCUUGAAAUGGAAGCUAGCACAUAAGCUGUGUGCUCAUCUUUCUGGUGAACCAAAAAUGUUGGCAUCCAGUAUUUCUUGUUGGUUUCCAUCCUAGAAUACAAAAUAUGAAUCCUAUUUCUAAUUCAAUUUUAAGGUGGUUUAGUGAUGCAGGCAACCUGUUGAGCAUCUGUGUUCCUGCUUCUAAAAUAAAACCUAUGCAACAUUGUUGGAGGAUCAGGUAAAGCAUAUAAAUAAACUUCCAUUUUUAUUAAAAACUA